This is a messenger RNA of Acanthosepion pharaonis, 1341 nucleotides long. NCBI's taxonomy places the organism in Eukaryota, Metazoa, Mollusca, Cephalopoda, Sepiida, Sepiidae. The record is from the annotation of a GenBank genome assembly.
AUGAUCAAUCAAUAUUUCCAUUUUCCACCCAACAACCUUAUUCUGACUUUCUCUUCUAUUAUUUAUUUUUAUCUCUCACUCUCUCUCUCUCUCUUUCUCUAUAUCUCUCUUUAUCUCUCUCUCUCUUUCUCUAUAUCUCUCUCUCUCUCUUUCGCUUUAGAAGUUUUUUUUUUAAGUUUCCACCCAACCUCCUCAUUCUUCUAUUUGUUUUCAUCUCUCUUUCUCAUUUACUCCUCCACUUUUCUCGCUCUCUCGCUCUCUCUCUCUCUCUCUUCCUUUCUCUCUCUCUCGCUCUCGAAGUUUUCCCACCACGAUUUCUUCUCAACAUCCUCAUUUUUUCUCUUCCAUGAUUUAUUUUCAUUUCGCUCUCUCCUUCCAUCUCUAUCUAUCUAUCUAUCUAUCUAUCUAUAUAUAUAUAUAUAUAUAUAUAUAUAUAUAUAUCUGAGUCUGUUCCUAUCUAUCUAUCUAUCUAUCUAUCUAUCUAUCUAUCUGAGUCUGUUCCUAUCUAUCUAUCUAUCUAUCUAUCUAUCUAUCUAUCUAUCUAUCUAUCUAUCUGAGUCUGUCCCUAUCUAUCUAUCUAUCUAUCUGCCACAGUCUGUUCAUAUCUAUCUAUCUAUCUAUCUAUCUAUCUAUCUAUCUAUCUAUCUAUCUAUCUAUCUGCCACAGUCUGUUCCUAUCUAUCUAUCUAUCUAUCUCCCUUUCUCUCUCACUCUCUCACAAAUACACACAUUUUACCCACUGUUUCCUCCUGAAAUCCUUAUUCUCACUUUUUCUUUUACUAUUUAUUUUUACCUCUCUAUCUUUCUCUCCCUCUUCUCUCUCUCUCUCUCUCUCUUUCACACUCUUUCUUUCUUUCUUUCUUUCUUUCUUUCUUUCUUUUGUUAUCUUUUCCAGCACCAUUUUCUUCCUGACCCUGUUCUCUUGUUAUAUCCCAAGGCCAAUGGCGUCUCUUGUCCAGAGAAUUCCACCCCCCGGUUCUUGGCAGCAUUUCCCUUGUCUUUGACUUCAAAGAAGGGACGCUGCGAGGCUAACUCCGCUUAUCACUCUCUCGCCCGAACCUCAAUAAAAAUUUAUUUCCCCGUUCUUUGUCUUCUCUUUCGCGAAAAACGGCCGCCGCUUCGGCUUCCAACGACUAAAAUUUUGUUUCCAUUCAUCGUAAAUAUUGCUGCAGCCACCAGCCGGGCUCCUCGGGCAAUUCUUUUUGCGCUGACCAGCACACAAUGGAAUCGGGUUGUAGCGGACCAGACGAACACAGAGACGUCGAUUCGACAUCUGAAUACGUCAGAAGCGAAUAAAGCGUCACCGGACGCUUCUCGCCGCUCACAGAAAGAGCCCCUUUGA